This is a messenger RNA of Copidosoma floridanum, 8368 nucleotides long. RefSeq names its product sidekick cell adhesion molecule (gene sdk). NCBI's taxonomy places the organism in Eukaryota, Metazoa, Arthropoda, Insecta, Hymenoptera, Encyrtidae. Gene Ontology annotation, molecular function: protein binding. The record is from RefSeq and is a predicted model, not a curated record.
GGAGUGGGUGUGUUGUUGUUGUUGUUUCGCGUGUGUGUCAGUGCGAGUAGGAUAUGAGUGCCGAGGAGGAGAACCUAAGGAUCAGGAGGCGCAGGAGGAGAAAGAAGAUGACGUUAGUAGGAGGACUUUUGCCGACGCGGCGGUCCCAGGGUGGACUACCGAUCGUCCUCGUCGCCGUUCUCGGCGUCCUUUGCUCUGAAAGCUUCGUAGGACACGCCCACGCUAUCAAGUCUCAGCAGGAGCCAAGAUUCAGUAUCCAGACCUCGAACAACGGCAGCAUCAUCCGCGAGAACGAGAGGAAAAUUUUUCAGUGCCAAACGGAAAGUAAUCAACUGGAGUACAGGUGGUACAAGGAUGGCGAGCAACUUCCGACCGACAUUGCCUCGAGCUCGUUUUAUCGAAUCAAUGACAGUCGGCGGGAGGACACGGGCAUCUACUUUUGCGUCGUGUCGAACGACGUUGGCUCCAUAUUUAGCGACAGGACCUUGUUCUCCGUUGCUUACAUGGACAAUUUCACGGACCUGAGCGAGCGCGCGGUGGAGGUGACGUCGGGCAGUGCGGCCGUCCUGGAGAUGCCACGAAUCGAGAGCUUGCCAGUACCGGCGGUCACCUGGUUGUACUCCAACCAAGACCUUCCCCUGCACUCCGACAAAUACGUCGCGGUAGACCGCAAGCUCUUCAUCCUGAGCGCCAGUGAAGCCGACGAGGGCUACUAUGCGCCGCGAGCUAUCAACACUGUGCUCGGCAAAGAGGAGGAAGGUCCGAUGUUCAACCUCAAGGUAACCGGAGAUCCGAGCGCCGACGUGCCACCCACGAUUGUCGUCAAGCCGGAGGACACGAGGGUCGCCAAGGACCAGAAGGCCAGUCUGCACUGUAUCGCCAAUGCCAGGCCCCUCGAGAACCUCAAGACCAUCUGGACGAAGGACGACGUACCGAUCGAGGACGCGAGAAUAGCUUACGACCUGGAGGACUCGUACAACAGGACCCUCACCCUCAUACCGAACAACUCGACCUACAGCGGCACUUACGCCUGUCGCGUCAUACACACGCGCGGGGAGUACCCCACCAUCGUCGCCAGCGCCGAUCUCGUCGUGCUCGAAAAGCCAUUCUUUCCGACCAAACUGAAACGAGUGACGCCGAGCGAGUACGGCUCCACGGUGGUGCUGACCUGCGAGGCCGCGGGCGUGCCCGCCCCGAGGAUCCAGUGGUUCCGCAACACCCAGUCCAUCGACGAUCUCGAAGGAUCGGGGUACGACGUGACAAACGGUACGCUGAUCAUAAAGAAGCUGACGAUGAAGGAUCCGGGCAUGUUCCAGUGUCUGGCGAGCAACGAGGCCGGCGAGGCGUCCAGCUACACUUGGCUCAAGGUCAAAACAUCGAUACCGAUAUGGGAAAUGCGACCGCAAAAUUUGACCGUCCUGGACGGCAGAGUGGCGACGCUGAACUGCCGAGCGAUAGCCGCACCAGUGCCGAAUGUCACUUGGAUCUACAAUGAUACCCAGCCGGUGGAGAUAGCCGGUAGAGUCGAGCUGUCGGACAACGGGGACCUGGUGAUAGCCAACGUCAAGCCGAGCGACGCCGGCAAGUACUCGUGCGUGCGAGCCAACGAGGCCGGCUCGGUCAACGGAUCGGCUUAUCUCUCGGUGUUCGUGAGGACGCAGAUAGUGCAGCCACCGGUGGACCAAUCGGUUCUCCUCGGCCAGACGGCAGAGCUCAAGUGCGAGGUUUCGAACGACCCGAGCGUCAAUUACGACGUCGCCUGGUUUCACAACUCCCAAGUUGUGAAAACUAGCUCGCGGGUACAGAAGCAGAACGACGGCACGCUCAAGAUAAACCACGUGCGGGCGGGCGACGCCGGGGACUACAUGUGCUCGGUCGUGUCGCCGGGCGGCAACGAGACCAGAACCGCCAGGCUCGCCGUUAUCGAGCUGCCCUUUGCGCCCAUCAAAGUCGUGGCUCGACGCUCCGAGGACAUAUCACGGAGAACGAUCAAUGUCACCUGGGUGCCCGGCUUCGACGGCAACAGCCCCAUCAAGUCGUACAUCGUGCAGAGGCGCGAGGUCCCUGAAAUCGGUCCGUUGCCCGAUUUGACGCUCAACUGGGUCACGGAGUACUCCAACUUAUCGGCCAACAAUCGCUGGACGCUGUUCAAGAACUUGAAAGCGGCGUCUGCCUACCAGUUCCGCGUGAGCGCGGAGAACAGCGUCGGCGAGGGUCCAAGUUCCGAGCCGAGCGAAGUCGUCGUGCUGCCGCAAGAACCGCCAUCCGGUCCACCGUUGGGUUUUGUGGGCUCGGCGCGCUCCUCGUCCGAGAUCAUAACCCAGUGGCAGCCCCCGGCCGAGGAGCACCGCAACGGCCACAUACGCGGCUACGUGCUACGCUACAAGCUCCACGGCUACAACGACACGCCUCUCAUACUGAAGAACAUAUCCAAGGAAACCCAGAAGAAUUACCUGAUCGAGGACCUCAUCACCUGGAAGGACUACAUUGUGCAGAUCGCCGCGUACAACGACGAGGGCGUCGGUGUCUUUACCCACGAGCUCAAGAUCAAGACCAAGGAAGGAGUGCCCGAAGCCCCGCCGACCGAUGUCCAAGUGAAGGCGCUCAACUCGACGGCCGUGAAAGUUUGGUGGAGGCCGCCCGAUCCCCAGAAGAUAAACGGUCUCAAUUUGGGCUACAAGCUCCAAGCUUGGUGGAACGGUGGCUACGCCGAGGACAAUCUUUACAAGUCCGUGACAGUGGCGCCCAAUCUCUACGAUCCCCAAGCCGAGCAGAACGCCGUCAUAUCGAAUCUGAGAAAGUACACCCUCUACAACAUCACCGUGCUCUGCUUCACCAGUCCUGGUGACGGUGAGAGGAGUGCUCCCAUAGCCGUUCGCACCAGCGAGGACGUUCCCGGUAAAGUGGAGAACCUACAGUUUCUUAAUAUCAGCGAUCGCGCUCUGACGGUCAAAUGGAAGGUGCCUCGCGAGCUCAACGGGAUUCUCACCUCUUAUCAGCUAAAGUACAUGAUCAAAGACAAGCCCGAGACCAUUAAAGUGCUCAAUUUUACCGCCAACGUGCUCUCGACGAAAAUUGAACGGCUACAGGCCACGACGCAUUACACGUUCGAAGUCUUGGCUUGGACGUCCAAGGGUCCUGGAGAGUCGAGCAUCGCUACGAUACAGUCUGGUGUCGAGCCAGUGCUCCCCAAGCCCCCGACCAAGCUGGCGUUGUCCAACAUCGAUGCCUUUUCGAUCGUGCUUCAAUUCACCCCGGGCUUCAACGGCAACGCUUCGAUUUCCAAGUGGACCGUACAGGCGCAAACCACCCGGAACAUGACGUGGCACACGAUAUCCGAGAUCCACGACCCGGAAGCGAGAAAAAUCACGGUCGAGGGCCUCAUACCCUUCAUGCAGUACAAACUGCGGCUGAUAGCCAACAACGUUGUGGGUCCCUCUGCGCCGUCCGAGCCCACCAAGGAGUUCCAGACCAUCCAAGCGCCGCCCUCCCACCCGCCGCGUAACGUCACCGUGCGAGCGAUGAACGCCACGGAAUUGCGGGUUCGCUGGAUCCCCCUGCAGCAGAUCGAGUGGUACGGCAACCCGCGCGGAUACAACAUCACUUACACGGAAGUCCGAACCAAUAGAUCCAAGAGCAUCAGCAUCGAGGAUCACACCGCUAACUCGUUCGUCCUCGAGAACGUGGAAGAGUUUGCGUUGUACGAAGUGCGCAUGAGCGCGUACAAUGACGUUGGCUCCUCCCCGUUGAGUCCCAAGGCUGUCGAGAGAACCCGCGAAUCCGUACCGUCCCACGGGCCAGUGAACGUUGAAACUAACGCGACGUCCUCGACGACAAUCGUCGUCAAGUGGGGAGAAGUGCCGAUCGAGCAUCAAAACGGAUUGAUCGAGGGCUACAAGGUCUUUUAUCUGGCCAUCAACAAUCCGUCCCCGCCGCAGCAUAAAAUUAUCCCCAACAACUCCACCUUUACCACAACAUUGACCGAAUUGAGAAAGUACGUUCAGUAUCACGUGCAGGUGUUGGCGUACACGAGACUCGGCGAUGGUGUACUGAGCAUGCCACCCUGUCGCGUACAGACCUUCGAAGAUGUGCCUGGACCACCGUCAAACGUGUCGUUGCCGGACGUUAGCUUCAACACGGCGCGAAUCAUUUGGGACAUUCCUGAAGAUCCGAACGGGGAAAUUCUCGCUUUCAAGGUCAUGUUCCACCUGAACAGCAGCCAAAGUCACCAAUUCAGCAAAGAAUUUUCCGCCACUACGAGAACCUUCACGGCUACGAACCUGGAGCAAGAAAAAUACUACAUGUUUUCCGUGACGGCUCAAACUCGCUUGGGUUGGGGUAAAACGGCGUAUGCUUUGGUUUUCACGACCAACAACAGGGAACGGCCCCAGCCUCCGUCGAAGCCCCUCGUGAGCAAGUCCCAGUUGCAAAGUCGUCAGAUAACUUUUAGCUGGACGCCGGGACGCGAUGGCUUUGCGCCCGUCAGGUACUACACCGUGCUGCAGUCGGAAAAUUCUCUCCCCUUCAAAAUCAUCUCCGAAAGGGUGGAUCCCUCUCUUACGUCAUACACCGCCAAGGACUUGAAACCAUUCACCGAGUACAGAUUCAGAAUCCAAGCAACGAACGACAUCGGCCCUUCGGAGCUAAGCGACGAGUCUGAUCAAGUGAAGACGCUACCAGCUGCUCCGUCAAAAGCAGUGACCGGAAUCAAAGUUGUGCCUACAACGAGGACAAGCAUCGAGGUUUACUGGGAUGAAAUCGACGAGUCCUACUGGAGCGGAGACCACCAGACUGGUGGGUAUCGAGUUUUGUAUCAGCUCACGGAUUUCUCCUCUGCUCUUUCCGGACCUCCGAAGGAAGAAGUCAAAGGAAUAAACAACACCAAUAUUACUUUGAGCGAUCUCACCGAGGACAAGUAUUACGACAUCACCGUCGUUCCGUUUAAUUCGGAAGGCGAGGGUCCUAAAAGUAUUUUGGUCAGAGUGUACGUUGGGGAGGCCAUUCCAACUGGCGAGCCUCAAGAGGUCACGGCGGAACCGAUCUCUUCCACGGAGGUUCAGCUCAAGUGGAAGCCCCCUCAGGCAAACAAGCAAAACGGCGAACUCCUGGGUUACAAGAUUUUCUAUUUGGUGACCGACUCGCCCCAAGAGCUCGAAAAUAAGCAAGAGGAAGAAAUCGAAGUCGUCUCGGCCUCCAAUUCCACUCACAGUCUAGUGUUUCUCGAUAAAUACACGGAAUACCGGAUGCAAGUUUUGGCCUUCAAUAUAGCCGGUGACGGGCCACGCUCUCUUCCUAUUACCGUCAGGACCAAGCAAGCCAUACCAGGUCCACCGCAGAAUUUGCAAUUCAGUAAUAUCACGCUGACGAGCCUGCGAGUAUCGUGGGAUCCGCCCAAGCUGCGAAACGGCGAGAUCGUCGGAUACUUUGUUUCUUACCAGACGGCCGUACCCAACGAUCGCUUCAGCAAACAAGUCAAGCAAAAAGUUGUCGAAACAAACUUGCUCGUUCAAUCACUGGAGGAAGAAGUGACCUACACAUUUAUUGUCCAAGCGGAAACGAUAGAUCGAGGACCGCCGAUAUCCGGUAAUGUGACGACCGGUCCACAAGAGGGCUCGCCACAACCACCGAGUAAUCUCCUUUUAUCAAAGACAAGCUCGGGUGUGGAUUUGCAGUGGACCAACGGGGCCACGGGCAAAGGUCCUAUUUUGGGUUAUUACAUCGAAACUCAGAAUAAAGAUGACAGUCAAUGGCAGACUGUAGUUCGAACAAGUACUGGCUUGCUGUCGGAAUGCAGUAUAUCGUAUCAAAAUUUACUUCCAUCAACGUCUUAUGUAUUCAGAGUGAUUGCUUACAAUAUCUAUGGCAUCAGUUAUCCUGUUCUUUCCACGGAGACGAUUCUCACACCUUCGAAGUUAUACAUGGAGUACGCGUAUCUACAACAACGACCAUUUUACAGAAAAACUUGGUUCAUGGUCUCCUUGGCGGCUUCGUCUGUUGUCGUGAUUAUUAUGGUCAUAGCAGUGCUCUGUGUAAAGAGCAAGAGUUACAAGUACAAGCAGGAGGUACAGAAAGUCCUCGAAGAGUCAAUGGCUAUGGACAUAGACGACCGACAGGAGUCGGACCUAGAGUUGUACCGUUCGCGUCAGGGUAUCGGCUCAGGUGGUAUCUCCAGUCUGGCCAACGGCUGCGGCACCCUGGGCAAGCGGAGCACCCUCAGCCGCAAACCGAUGCAUCCACCCUUACCUGCGGUUUACGGGAAAUCACCGCCCCGACCGUCACCAGCAUCCGUGGCCUACCACAGCGACGAAGAGAGCCUCAAGUACGACGAAAAUCCCGAUGACAGCAGCGUCACGGAAAAACCCUCAGAAAUCAGUUCUACGGACUCGCAGGUAUCGGAGAGCGAGAACGAGAGCGUACAGUCGGAUCCACACUCGUUCGUGAAUCACUACGCCAACGUGAACGACUCGCUGAGGCAGUCGUGGAAGCGCCAGAAGCCGGUGAGAAAUUACUCCUCGUACACAGACUCGGAGCCCGAGGGUAGCGCAGUGGUGAGCUUGAACGGCGGACAGAUUAUAAUGAACAACAUGGCAAGGUCGAGGGCGCCCCUUCCCGGCUUCUCCUCUUUCGUCUGAUAUUAAUUGAGUACCCCAUGAUGAUUCUAACUGUGUUACUAUAAGGAAGAGCAAUAAACAUAAGCGGAACCUGCCUGCUUGUAUUUUGCGCGUCGAAAAGCUGGCAGCGCACACGUAUUCCCAAGCUUACGGCGAAAUCUCAUUGUGAUAUAUAUCGUUAUUAUGUUUACGUGUAAUGUAUUUAUAAUUUUUUUUUUUUUUUUUUUUUCAAUUACGUGCACAUACAUUGUUCACAUUCAUUUGGACGAGUCCGCCGUGACUUAAGCUACCGUGCGAAGCAUGUGUCGAGCUGUUUAGUUUUUUGAAUAUUAUUUUUUACUCUAACGGAUUUUCAUACAAGCUUUUCGUACUUUGGAUACCACUUUUUUAUACGACCAUCUUUGACGAAAGAGUUUAAUUAGCGUAUAGCUCGAAGAUCAAUUGGAUGAUUCAUAAAUUUGUGUGCGAUUGACAUUUUUUUUUUUUUUAAGUAGCAAAGAAGACUUUUUAUUUAGAGAGAGGACGAUUGUCUUCCAAUACACAUAUCGUUAUAAAUCAUAAUUGAAACUUUUUAUUUUAAUGACAGGGUAGUUGAUAAAGUAUGUACAAACCUGUACAUAUAGUAUACGUUUUCAGGCGACUAGCAAACAUCUCCAAUUUUGCGAUUCAUUAACGAAUACGAUAUAAAAACUAUUCAUAUCAUAAACACGAACGAAUGAAGCAGUAGUUGCCUUAUUGAUAAUCAAAACACGUGACUUGUCAAAGUCUCCUGAAAAUUGCAAUUAGUAUUAUAAUAUUUAAGUCUCUCAAAAGUAAUUAGACUUAUUAAUAGGAUAAAUGUCACUGUAUUGGAUAGAUUAGAAAUGUAAGAGUAUGACUGUUUACGUAUGUUAGAAAUUACACUUUGAAAUAAGUCUGAAUUAUGCAAUUUUGCAUACUUAUUGUAAUAUAGCUUACUUAUCAUUUAGCUCUUUAUUUUACUUAAGUAUCUUUAUCAUAAGUAUUUCUGUACACAUUACGUUUACUUAAACAAAAAAAAAAAGAGAAACCUUGUACAUUAUGAUUUUGAAAAUAUUCUUAAUCAGCUGUAAAAAGUUAGUUUUUUUUAGAAUUUUUAAUAACUAACUGGUGAGUGUUAUACAUAUCUUCAGAAGAGCUUUCGUAAACAUAGCUAUUGUAUGUGUAACGAGUGUAUAAUUUGAUGAUUGUGACGUAAGUGAGAAGAUUAUUGUAUAGAAGAAAAGGCUGACGACUCAAUUGUAGUUUAAAGAACCUUCAAUAAGAUUUUAGAUGCCUUUCAAAAGAAAGCACUUGCAUUGAGAGCUUAUAAUAGAAAAAUUGACGAAUAAGAGUGAUAGUUUUAUAAAAAUUACUCAUAAGAGUAAUAUUUAUUGUCACCAAGUCAUUCAGUGAACUGAGUGUGUUGUUGCUCGAGCAUAUAAUGAAAUAAUAAACUUCUUACACACUCUAUUCUUAAGACAAUACUACUUACAUAUUAGUAAUGCGCAUCUCAAUUCACUUCGCAUGAGUAGACAUUGUAAUUUAGGUUACAAAGUAGGAUUUAUAAUAAAUUAACAUAAGUAUCGUGCGUUUUUGUGACAAGAUAUCUCAUUGUUAUUCAUAGAAGCUUAAAUGCUCCUGUGACACUGCCAAUACAUUUUUAUGUUCAAAUUUUCUAUUAUUUAUAAACGAUUGUAAGAAAGAUCGGAAAUAGAUUCAUUGUAAUACAUGAUUUGUUUAGAAAUAUAUAAUCUUUA